AUGAAGACGAUCGGCAGAACGUGUAGAGUUUUCCCAACGCUGCAGAAACGAUGCAACGAUGUGCGGGAAAUACGAGGGAGGCAUUACUUCUCCUCCUUGAAGGACGCAAACGGGUUGAAGAGCGCCAUUUUGAGUUAUGCCGACUCAGUGGAGGACUUCAUUCAGAGGAGAAAAGAACAUGAGGUGAAAGUGAAAGCCAUUUUUGAGGAGCACUAUGGUGGGUACCCGAGGGAGGACGAAAUGGUGUCCCUUUGCAUGGGGUCAUGUGAAAAGGAUAUACUAAAUGGAGACGUGCCCAACAUAAAAAGGUACCUUCAGGAGGGGCAUUCCAAUGGGAAGCAUAGCGACGUGGCAAAAGGGAAUGAAGUACCCUUUUUAAGGAGAACAAAGAUGCUCAAAAUUUUAACCACCUGUGGAAUUCGAGUGCCCCCCAAAGUGCUGCUCUACUACGCCCUCGAGGCAGUAACGAAACUGGGGACUCAUCUGGAAGAACACAAGGGGAAUAUAAUAAGACACGACGCGGUGACGAAGAGGGAAAAUUACAUCCGCAUUAACAGCUACUACUACGAUAGGGAGAAGGUACCUUUCCCCUUCAUGUCUUUAUACCAAUCGAUAAGCAACAUAUUGUAUAGCGUAAGUGAGAACAGGAUUGAAUCUACGGAGACGUACUUACAUUUGAAGGAUUUAAUUGUCCAAAAUUAUAUGAACAUAGAAGACGUUGUGAGGAAGGCACCGGCUUCUCUCAACAUUAGUGUGCUCUUCUUCCUCGUCAAUUUGUGCAUUUACUUUGGGAAAAAUGUAAAAUUAAAAAACCUCUGCAUAGAUGUGCUAAACCCGUAUGUAGGUGCCAUCUCGGAGGAUGAAAGGAACAUUUCUUCGGAUGACGCCUUUUACCUAAUUUUGGCCUUGCGCCUUUACUUUAGCAGCUUUGGCUACAACACGGAUGUGUUGAAUCGGCUGACUAGCCACAACAAGCAAUUCGUCUCUUCUGUUCUAUCUCUGGCUAACCCCUCGGAUGGGUUCUACACAGAAGAGAACACACGAUACGCCUACAUAACGGAGUUCCUUAAUAGACAAGACAAACGCGUCGAACUGAAAAAGGUGCACGUCCCGCCCUUCGCCUUUUCCCUCACCUCUCUGAACAACCGAACGGUGUACAUUUUGGACUCCCCUCGGCAGUACUACGCUAAUGAGGCGGCCACCCUGCGCAGUUGCGUUUUUUGGAGGUACUACCUCGCCGCGAAGGACGGCUUCACCCUCGUGCGUCUCUGCCAAAAGGAGGACUACGCCGAUUUGUUCACCGAGAGCAAGCGGGAUGAAGUCUUGCAGGCAUCUAUCAGUAGGGAUUACCUAUACGACUGCGACGAGUUGGUUCGCCCACCUGGGCUGAAGCAUGUGGAGGGUAAAGGUUAG
This is a messenger RNA of Plasmodium vivax (malaria parasite P. vivax), 1413 nucleotides long. RefSeq lists its product as hypothetical. The coding region runs from base 1 to 1413 and encodes 470 amino acids. NCBI's taxonomy places the organism in Eukaryota, Apicomplexa, Aconoidasida, Haemosporida, Plasmodiidae. The record is from RefSeq and is a predicted model, not a curated record. The transcript has 2 exons.